AUGUUUAAAUGUGGAUUUUCCGCAGCAGGGCUCCAGCAGCAGAGAUCCCUCUUACCCGGUGCUGAGCGUCCCAAACAGGAACAUGCAUGGAAUAACAUGAAACGCGCCACUACCGUCCAAGCCACACGAGAGCCAAAGGCUGUUCUGUUUCGAACCAACGAGUUACAACCUUAUUAUAAUCAUACAUCCAGUAAUCAACCUCUGGCCAGGCCCAUGGACAGCCAAAGCAAGAGCGGUAUGAAGUUAAAAUUAAGCUCCGUUAUGACAGGCCAAGGCAAGGCCAGUGAUGCUGGUCGUGGUGGAACUGGAGCCAGGUGCGCGGACGCCAGGCCCGAGUGCUCGACCUCUGCUAUCAAUAAGCAAAGCUUUGGUGGAGGUAAGACAGGCAGGGGAUUUGGCAGAGGCAAGGCCUCUCCCAGUCGCGAAAACAAGUCACGGAAAGGCAAGAUGCAUACAGAUGGAAUUAGAAAGCGGAGACCGUCAAAGACAACGAAGAAGAAGAGGGAAUCACUGGUGCAACAACACCCGCUGGCAAAAUCUUUUACUGGUAGGUCAAGAUUAGUACUUCUGCUAUGAGAGCAGCAGAUCGAUAUUUAUGUUCGGAUCAUAUGCACCGGCCUAUUGCUGUAUUUUGGAACAUGCUUUUCCUUGUUUGACAAAGGUGCCGGCAAUUAUUUUUGCUUUUGGGCACUGAAAUAUGCCUGCGAUACUACAUCGGUCCAGUGAGAACUCACGAGACCAGGGCCAACAUGGUCCCCGUUUGUCCCCUUUUUUUUUCCUUCUAGCCCUCGCCUUGCCAAUUGGUUGAUUGCUCCUGGACCCCAGCUUGCCCCGCAUGCACACCAGGAAACUGUCACUCGAUUACGCUCACCCACACUGCUCCCUCAUAAUAAUAUAUCCUAUUAUGCGUCGUUGCUACUCUAUGCAGUUGCUAUUUCCCUCGUUCCCCCGGGCCUAAGACCGGAUCCCCGUUGAUUUUCUGGUGGUUGGAUCAUAUUUUGUGGUUCUAUCAUUAUUUGUCUAACACUUC
Messenger RNA from Tuber melanosporum (Perigord truffle), 1030 nucleotides. RefSeq lists its product as uncharacterized. The record is from RefSeq and is a predicted model, not a curated record. The transcript has a single exon. The coding region runs from base 1 to 576 and encodes 191 amino acids. NCBI's taxonomy places the organism in Eukaryota, Fungi, Ascomycota, Pezizomycetes, Pezizales, Tuberaceae.